AUGGACAACAACUUGGUAACGGCGGCCAUCACCGCGCAAGAGCCGCCCUUGCCGCCGGCGUCAACGCUUGGAAGCAUCGCCAGCCGGUGGCGCGAGCUCCAUGGCGCCAGGUCGUGGCACGGGCUGCUGGACCCCAUCGACGACGACCUACGCGCCUUCGUCAUCGCCUACGGCGAGCACGCGGCCGCCGCCUACGACGGGUUCAACGCCGAGAGGCGGUCACCCCGCGUUGGUUCCUGCCUGUACAGCCGCGCCAAUCUGCUCGCCGCCUGCGGCGUGUCCAGCCCGGGGCACUACGCCGUCACCAAGUUCCUGUACGCGCCCUCCGGGCUGUGGCUGCCGGAGAGCACAUCGGCGUCCCCGGCGACACUAGCAGCGACCGAGCCGUUCUUCGUGCGGCCGCUGCGGGAGGGGCCACUGUGGAGGGAGACCAACUGGAUGGGGUAUGUGGCAGUGGCGACGGAUGAGGGGGCGGCGGUGCUGGGGAGGCGCCACAUUCUCGUGGCGUGGCGUGGCACCGUGACGAAACUGGAGUAUUUGAACGACGGAGACUGGCUGCACGCGCCCGCCGCGAAGGUGCUCGGCCACUCCAUGGCGGCCGCCUACAAGGAUGCCAGGGUGCACCAUGGAUUUCUGUCCGUGUACACGUCCGCGGACAAACAAUCCAAGCACAAUAACACCAGCGUCCAAGAUCAGGUCCGCGAGGAGGUGCAGAGACUAUUGCAGGUGCACAAGGACGAGGAGGUCAGCAUCACCGUGACGGGUCACAGCCUAGGCGCGUCGCUUGCAACCCUCAACGCCGUCGACAUGGUGGCUGACGGCAUCAAUGUACCUCCUGCCUACUCCAAGCAGUCAUCGUGCCCUGUGACGGCGAUCCUAUUCGCAAGCCCACGCGUUGGGUAUGGCGGAUUCAAGGCCGCAAUCGCCUCAUUCCCCGAUCUCCGCGCCCUAAGUGUGAGGAACGAAUUUGACCCUGUGCCCUCAUUGCCAAUGAUUGGGUACGAGGAGGGCACGGCGACGGAGGUGUUGUGUAUCAACACGACCAAGUCACAAUGCCUACGCAAGUUCUCCAUCGACUUGUUCAGGUUUUGGAAGGACCACCACAACCUCGAGGUCUACCUGCACGGCAUUGCCGGGUAUCAAGGUGCUAGCAAGGAGUUCCGCCUGGUGGUCAAUCGCAACGUAGCACUUCUGAACAAGUGGGCCGACUUGCUGAAGGAUGAGCACUUGGCGCCAGCGAACUGGUGGGUCGCUCAAAACAAGUGCAUGGUCAGGGGUGUGGAUGGCCACUGGAAAUUCGAUGACUAUGAGGACGACCAAUUAAGUGGUUAG
Messenger RNA from Triticum turgidum subsp. durum (durum wheat), 1332 nucleotides. Lineage: Eukaryota; Viridiplantae; Streptophyta; Magnoliopsida; Poales; Poaceae. The record is from the annotation of a GenBank genome assembly.